Suillus clintonianus is the source of this 1055-nucleotide messenger RNA. RefSeq lists its product as uncharacterized. NCBI's taxonomy places the organism in Eukaryota, Fungi, Basidiomycota, Agaricomycetes, Boletales, Suillaceae. The transcript is spliced from 2 exons. The record is from RefSeq and is a predicted model, not a curated record. The coding region runs from base 240 to 908 and encodes 222 amino acids.
CAACAUUGUGGACCAUAAGGCUUACCGACCAGACGAGCGCCUCCUUGACCUACCCAUCCAACGAGCUUGCCAUAACGUUAAAACUGCGAUUGGAACUUCACUGGAACAUCCAUUCAAUUCUUGCGCCUUGCAAUCACCACCACUCUACAGCUUGUUAUCCUCAAGCAUUCUGUCGACCAUUGGCAAAGGAUCCAAUCUACAGUUUAGACUCGUAUACGUUUGAUGAUUAACCUUGGCUAAUGAGUCACUCGAACCAAUCCGACAGAGCUUGGGAGAGGCUUUCCCAGGUCGCUGUACAUAGCGCUGUAUACGACUCCCGUGAACGCCUGCCCUAUCCGAAAUGUCUGAAAGAUACACGAACGAACCUUCUCAAGCACAUCUAUGGAUUUUUAGACAGCCCCGAGAAGAGCCAACUCGUUUGGCUGCAUGGCACGGCGGGUGUAGGAAAAUCUGCUGUCGCGUUCACUGUAGCUGAAAGGAUGAGAGAUCUGAAAACAUCAGAGGAGACGACUGUUGAAAAACGGCUUGCAGGAACAUUCUUUUUCUCGCGCACGAACACGAACCGCCGCACGACUGAAUAUUUCUUCGCGACCCUCGCCUAUCAGCUUGCCAGGAAUUUCUCCUGCCUCCGGACUGACAUAUGCAAAGCUAUCAUUGAAAAUCCCGCCGUUUUAGAGCCCGACAGUUCCCUUCGCGACCAGAUGGAGGCAUUGUUUCUCCGACCUCUCCGGCAGCUUUGUAAAAAACGGGAGAAUUGUCUACCUCUGUCGUUCGUCAUUGACGCCCUUGAUGAAUGCACCUCUGAAGCGGAGCUCACUGAACUCAUCUCCCUGCUAGGCAAAGCUCUUCAUAAAUCUGAUCUGCCCAAACUUCACAUUCUGCUCACUAGUCGAAGCACAUGUUCGUGAAGCAAUGGAGGAUGAAGAGGUGCAUCCGCUGGUGUGCGAGAUACCAGUGAAAACCUCUGGGGAUGGGGUGCCUGACAUCAUCUCCUUAGACGGCACAGACGUCGAUAACGAUAUCUAUGUUUUCUUGAAUCAUUCCUUCACAAACCU